Molecule: messenger RNA, 5249 nt
Organism: Hydra vulgaris (swiftwater hydra)
Lineage: Eukaryota; Metazoa; Cnidaria; Hydrozoa; Anthoathecata; Hydridae
Source: RefSeq, a predicted model, not a curated record
AGCUCUAACCGUUUUACAAAUUAUUUCGCGUUUUAAGGUAUAAUAAAUUGAUGGGUAAAAUUUCUCAACUUGUAAUCGCGCAGUUUUUAAGUUAUAGCUCUUUUAAAUUUUCAAACUUUAACCUUAUCGUGUGUUUCGAUAUCUCUGCGCCAUAUUUUUUUUUGUCGAUUUAUUGUUUGUGUAUUUUACAGAACACAAUAAACUCUAAAAAAAACUUUAAAAUUAUGUUCGACAAAUUACACAAAAACACAAUAUAAUUAAUUUUUUUUCAUUAUCCAUAAACAAAAUGUCAGCCGAGUGCCACAAACCGUUCUGUAUUGUUCAUUUAACUGGAUGCAGUGGCGUGUUAAAUAAGUUUUCUAAAAAAACGUUUGAAAAUUUUUGUAUAAAAAGAACGAAAUGGCUUUCUCUUGCGGAGGAAGGGAAAACUGUUGCGGAAAUUUCUCUCAAUUUUGUUGGGAAAGAUGUUUCAUUUGAGAAUCUUUAUGCUACAACAACAGGAAGCACUUGCUCUCCAUAUUAUCAUUUAAAAUGUUACCAAAAGUUCACUGACAAAGUCCUUAUUGCAAGAAUAGAAAAAAAAAUUAAUGAAUCUAAAGCUAAAAAUAAAAGACGAUCUACUUCACCAACAACACUUUGCACUAGAGGUAGAAAGUCCACAAGAAAAUGCAACAGCUCUAACAGUAAUCGUGAUAGAAAUAAGACUCACAUUUUACCCGAAAUUUGUUUGGUUUGUGAAAAGGUGGAGAAGUACUUUAUGGAUAAGAUGCAACUAAAGCGAUCUGUGCAAUAUCUAACUCUGGCAGAAACAAAAGAUGCAGGAUUACUUCAUGAAGCUGCAGAGCAAAAAAAUGAUGGGCGUAUACUCUUGCAGAUAAAAGACAAAGACUGUGUUGCUGUAGGGGUAAGAUACCACAAAAUAUGCUACACUUUAUACACCCAAGAGGUACGCAAUAUUCAGCGAUGUCCAAAACCUAAUUUAGAUAUUUCUAAAAAUUAUGAUAUUGCUUUUCAAAAACUUUGUGAAGAUAUUGUUAUGGAAAGAAUUAUAAACAAUAAUGAAAUUAUGACUCUCAAGAGCCUUCUAAAAAAGUUUAUUUCUUUUAUAAAUCAAUUUGAAAAUAGUGACAUAAUAAUAUACCAGUCAACUAGAUUAAAGAACAGACUUGUUUCUAAAUACCCUAAUUUAGUAUUUCAUAAACCAAGUAAUAGAUCUGAAAGUGAAAUUGUUUAUAUAUCGAACUGUAAUGUAGGAUUUGCUGCAGAAUCUUUUGUUAAUAAUAGUUCAACUGAAAAUACAGAUGAAGAUGAUAGUAAUAGUCAUGAUGACAACACAAAAGAAAUUCCUAAACAAAAUAUUAGUAUAGAAUUGAUCCAUUUUUACAUGGUGGCAUUAGAGUUGAGAAAGGUUAUUCAAGGAAUAGCUGAUUUCACUGGGAUUUGGCCUCCAGUUUCACAUUUGUUUACCAUUGAAAAUUGUGUUGAAAGUGUUCCAAUAGUACUAUAUAACUUUUUAUGUCUUGUUCUUGGUUUUUCUGAUGAACCUUAUCUUUAUAAUCAACGUCAUUCUAUUACAACACCACUUAUGCUUAAAGUUAUUUCUAUUGCACAAGAUCUUAUUUAUGUUGCAUCAAAAGGGCGAACCAAUACUUACAAACAUCUUGCACUCGGUAUGACAGUCAGACAACUUACUGGAUCCAGCAAGCUUAUUGACAUUUUAAAUGGAUUUGGUCAUUGUGUAUCAAGUUCAACUGUCACUCGUCACGAAUCUGCGUUAGCAGCAUUAAAUGUGAUGGUUAAUACCAUUGUUCCAUGUAAUGUAGCAAAAAAAAAGUUCACAACUCUAGUAUAUGAUAAUGCUGAUUUUCUUGAAGAAACUCUCUCUGGAUCUGGAACAACUCAUGUUACUCAUGGAAUUUGCAUUCAGGAAAAAUACAAUUGCAAUUUUAGCAACUCUAUCCAAGUUAGCAGAAGAUUAAAAACUGUUCCAUUGCCAAAACAAGUGGUUCAACCAUAUCAUUUAGGAAAAAAACCAUCAUUUAGUGUUUCAUAUGAUAGCCAAAGUUAUUUUACUCAAAAUAAUCUAUUGGAUUUGACACCUUCCACAAAUGUCAAAGAACAAUUGCAUUUUAUUAAAUAUGAUCUGGCCUACUGUUUUAUCAAGUUGCCAACUAUAAGCUCAGAAAUUCUACCUUCAUGGACAGGUUUAAACACUAUAAUGUCUGAUAAAAAUAUGCUAACUACUAUUGCUUACUUACCAGUUAUUGAUGCACCUGUAACUGAAAUAUCAACUAUCAAUGAAAUUUUGAAGCAAGCACUUACAAUUGCUAACACGCUUGAACUAGCACAUAUUGUGUUGGUUUUUGAUGAAGCUGUCUACUCAAAAAUACAGUUAGUUAGGUGGAAGACUGAAGAAUACUUAAGCCGUAUCGUAGUACGUCUUGGUGAUUUCCAUAUGUUAAUGUCAUAUUGUAGUGGAAUUUCAAAAAUUUAUGCUGAUGCAGGAAUGCAGGAUAUAUUUAUUGAAUCUGGAAUUGUGGCAUCUGGUUCCAUUAACGGAGUCCUAUCAGGGAAACAUUACAAUCGAUCUGUGCGUUGUCAUAAAACAUUGUAUGAAGCACUUCAACGCCUCUGCUUUCAAUCAUUUUUGGAUUCCUUGGUGAAUGAGGAAAAUUGUGAUAUUAUUGAAUUUUUGUCUGCUAUGAGAGAAUGUAUUGUUAAAGAAAAUGAUGACUUUUAUUAUCACAAUUAUAAGGAUUAUAUUGAGAGCCAGAAGUUUGAGAAUCUGUGUCAACGGUACAAAGAUUUUGUUGAUGUACAGUGCCAAGAAAAUGCCACAUUCAACUUUUGGUAUAAUUACAUAGAUAUGAUACAAAUUUUGCUUUUACAUAUACGAGCUACGCGCACUGGAGAUUGGGCGUUACAUUUAUCAGUUGUUAGAUCGAUGCUCCCAUGGUUUUUCAUUACAGAUAGAGUUAAUUAUGCGCGAUAUGCUACUUCUUACUGGGUGGAAAUGAAGAGAUUAGCAAUAACUCAUCCAGCUGUUAAUGAUGAAAUUCACAAUAACUGGACUUCUCAACGACAGGAACAAUAUGGAUUUUCUAGAGUUGCAUGUGACCAGACAAUUGAGCAAACUUUUAAUAGGGAUUCGAAAACACAAGGAGGCAUUGUUGGGUUUACUCGAAAACGAUCAGCUGUUCAUCGUUGGAUCAUGGCUCAACAUCAACGCUGUGCUAUAUUUAAACAAUGUGAAAUCAUUUCGGGUAGUAUAUCUCAUACACGGCAGAGGAAAGACCUUGGCGUUAGUAGGAUCAAAAAGGACGAAAAUGCUAUUCUUGAUGUUCUAUCAACAAUUAAAACCAUGGCAAACCCAUUUGAUUUAGAAACUAGUGUCCUUCUUCAUUUAUCUACAGGAGCAGUUGCAACUGUUCCACUGACUACAGAUAUGAGAAACAUGUUGUGUACAGGCGAAGAGAAAGUUGUAUCAUUUAUUAACACCAGAAUACUAUCAAGUGAACAGGAUUUACACUCAUCCAUUCCUAAAUCAAAAAUUGUAACAUUUUCCAGUAUGUUAAAAAAGUAUUCAGCUAAAACCUCAAAUGGAGACUUAGUUACAGUAAAAAACACAAAAGAUUUGUUUGCAAAACUAAUUCUAAUUGCCAAAUCCAGAAAUGUUGAGAUGAGAGAAGUUUUAAAGUAUCCUCUUCGUCCAUAUCCAAUGCCUUUUGCUACAACAACUGGUGGCUUAGUAAAAACACAAAAGAGCAAGUUAAUCAGUUUAAUUGAAACUCCAGUUGUUGAUGCUAUAGUAGAUAAUGUUGAAAAAGGUAAUGCUUUGAUGAUUGAUGCUAUGGCGUUACUACAGACGUUAAAAAUUAUUACUCCAACAUUUAAAGAGUUGUCUGAUUUUCUUCUGUGUACAGUUAUUUCUAUGGGAAACUCCUUUGGAUCAUCUCAUAUUGAUUUUGUCAGCGACAGAUAUCCAGAAGUCAGUAUAAAAGAUCUUGAACGAGAUAAAAGAGCUUCAUUGGGAAGCCAGACAAUCAAGAUUAUGAACCCUAACCAAAAGGUUCCAAAGCAGUGGAAAAAAUACAUGUCUGUUGGAAGCAACAAAGAAGAUUUGGUAGACUUUUUAUAUCAAAGCUGGCAAUUGAGUGAUCCUAGUUUGUUUUGUGGAAUUUCAGUAUACAUAACACAUGGUGAAUUUUGUCAUCAAUUCGUCCCUAUAUUGAAAACUGUUGUUGUGAACGAAGUAGCUGCUUUGCACUGCAAUCAUGAGGAAGCAGAUACACGCCUUUUAGCUCAUGUUGAACUCGCCAUCACCAACGGGAUUAAAAAUAUCAUUAUUCAAAGUCCGGAUACUGAUGUGUUUGUAAUAAGCUUAAGUAACACGUUUUGUAAAGAUAGUUGUCUAUACUUUCUCACUGGAAUAGGAAAUAAAAGAAGGAUUAUCUCAAUAAAUGCUGUCAUACAGCAUUGGAAUAAAAAUUGGUGCCAGGCAUUUAUUGGUUUUCAUACAUUUACAGGUUGUGACACAACAAGCUCGUUCAUGGGAAAAGGUAAAGGGAAACCCCUUAAGGUCCUCUUUGAGUAUACCGAAUUUCUUGACACAUUUAGUCGAUUAGGAGAUUCCUUUAUAAUUUCAGAAAGUGUUUUAAGUAGUCUGGAGAAGUUUGUCUGCUAUAUGUAUCAAAAGAAUUCUACUUGUAAUUCUGUGAACGAAAUGAGGUAUCAAUUGUUUAAAUCCGGAAUAUACGACGAAGAACUGCUCCCACCAACUUUAGAUUCUCUUAGAUGUCAUAUAAAACGAGUUAACUAUCAAUCAUAUAUAUGGCGAAAUGCAACUAAGCCUAUUCAUAAUUUAGACGAUUUCCAAAACCAUGGCUGGAUGGUUAGUGAAUCAGGAAUUGCCAUUGAAUGGCUAAUGAAUCCAGUAGCACCAGACAGUAUCCUGAACUUUGUAAAAUGUAACUGUACGACAGGUUGUGAUACUAAACGCUGUUCUUGUGUAAAAUCGGCUUUAAAGUGUUCAGAACUAUGUAACUGCUCAAAGUGUGAUAACACUGCUUUUGCUGACGAUGAAGAUGUUUAUGAUAAUGGUGUUGAGGAUUACGAUGAGUACGAAGAUGAAUUUUUAGAAGAUGAUCUUUUAUAGACCAAAUUCAUUACUUUUAAGUAAUAGUUUUUAAUUGUUGUAUUUACGUAUAUUUUAAAAGGCUUUUUUAAAAAGAAUAAAAUUUUAAAAUAUU